Sus scrofa (pig) is the source of this 5829-nucleotide messenger RNA. It is a transcript of the gene TRAF5, whose product is annotated as TNF receptor associated factor 5. Gene Ontology annotation, biological process: signal transduction; positive regulation of canonical NF-kappaB signal transduction; regulation of apoptotic process. Gene Ontology annotation, cellular component: cytoplasmic side of plasma membrane; plasma membrane signaling receptor complex. The record is from RefSeq and is a predicted model, not a curated record. NCBI's taxonomy places the organism in Eukaryota, Metazoa, Chordata, Mammalia, Artiodactyla, Suidae. Gene Ontology annotation, molecular function: tumor necrosis factor receptor binding; thioesterase binding; zinc ion binding.
GCCCCGCCCUCCUUCUUCGGCGGGCGGGGCUCCGCGGGCCGGACUCGGGGCCGAGGGCCGAACCCCCGCCUCGUCACCACCCGUCGCUGCCUCCGAGUCGCCGAGCGCGUCUGCCGGGCGCCAGCCGAGCCCCUGGGCGCCGACCCACAGAAUGGCCUCUUCUGAGGAGCAAGGGGCUGUCCCCUGUGGUUUCAUCCGCCAGAAUUCCGGCAACUCCAUCUCCUUGGACUUCGAGCCCAACGCAGAGUACCGCUUUGUGGAGCCGCUGGAGGAGCGCUACAGGUGCGCCUUCUGCCGCUCGGUGCUCCACAACCCCCACCAGACGGGCUGCGGGCACCGCUUCUGCCAGGACUGCAUCCUGUCCCUGAGAGAAUUAAAUGCAGUCCCACUCUGCCCUGUAGACAAGGAGGUGAUCAAAUCUCAGGAGGUGUUUAAAGACAAUUGCUGCAAAAGGGAAGUCCUCAAUUUAUAUGUAUUUUGCAAAAAUGCUCCUGGGUGUACGGCCAAGAUCAUUCUGGGACGAUACCAGGACCACCUCCAGCAGUGCUUAUUUCAGGCCGUGCAGUGUUGUAACGAGCGCUGUCGGGAGCCAGUCCUUCGCAAAGACCUGAAAGAGCACGCGAGCACGUACUGCCAGUUUCGAGAGGAAAAAUGCCUUUACUGCAAAAAGGAUGUGGUGGUCAUCAAUCUACAGAAUCACGAGGAAAACUUGUGUCCUGAAUACCCAGUGUCUUGUCCCAACAAGUGUCUGCAGAUGAUUCCACGAACUGAGGUCGAUGAACACCUCGCUGUGUGUCCGGAAGCUGAGCAAGACUGUCCUUUUAAGCACUAUGGCUGUAUGGUCAAGGAAAAACGGGGACACCUGCAGGAGCAUGAGCAUUCAGCCUUACGGGACCACAUGCUUCUGGUUUUAGAAAAGAACCUCCAAUUAGAAGAACAGAUUUCUGACUUAUAUAAAAGCCUAGAACAAAAGGAAAGUAAAAUCCAGCAGCUAGCAGAAACUGUAAAGAAAUUCGAAAAGGAGUUCAAGCAGUUUGCACAGUUGUUUGGCAAAAAUGGAAACUUCCUCUCAAAUAUCCAGGUCCUUGCCAGCCACAUUGACAAGUCUGCUUGGCUAGAAGUUCAGGUGCGUCAGUUGUUACAAAUGGCUAACCAGCAACAAAGCAAAUUUGAUCUGAGGCCUUUGGUGGAAGCGAUCGAUGCAAUGAAACAGAAAAUCACCCUGCUAGAAACAAAUGAUCAAAGAUUAGUUGUUUUGGAAGGGGAGACUAACAAACAUGAUGCCCACAUUAAUAUUCAUAAAGCGCAGCUGAGUAAAAAUGAGGAGCGGUUUAAACUGCUGGAAAGUGCCUGCUACACUGGAAAGCUCAUCUGGAAGGUGACAGACUACAAGCUGAGGAAGAGGGAGGCGCUGGACGGACACACCGUGUCCAUCUUCAGCCAGCCCUUCUACACCAGCCGCUGUGGCUACCGGCUCUGCGCCAGAGCGUACCUGAAUGGGGACGGGUCCGGGAAGGGGACGCACCUGUCGCUGUACUUUGUGGUGAUGCGCGGGGAGUUUGACUCCCUCCUGCAGUGGCCGUUCAGGCAGAGGGUGACGCUGAUGCUUUUGGACCAGAGUGGCAAAAAGAACCACAUUAUGGAGACCUUCAAGGCAGACCCCAAUAGCAGCAGCUUUAAAAGACCCGACGGGGAGAUGAACAUUGCCUCUGGCUGUCCCCGCUUCGUGGCUCAUUCCACUUUGGAGAGUGCCAAGAACACCUACAUAAAAGACGACACCCUCUUCUUGAAAGUGGCUGUGGAUUUAACUGACCUGGAGGAUCUCUAAUCACUGCUUGUGGGGCGACAAAAGGUCUCUUGGAUCCGGAACCUGUGGCUAAUGUAGAGACGGAAUCUAGGUUCAGGACACAUUUGUAUUUGGCUUUUUGCCCUUGAUGUUUGGAGUCCAUUUAAGAUUUCCCAAGUGCUAUCUUCUUUCUGCAUUUUACUCUGUCCCAGGUUGAAGCUUACAGCACCUGGAACAUCUUAUCAUUAUUUAUAUUGUAUAUCUUUGAAAGAUGUUAAUGUUCUUUAAAGUAAGGCCUGGGGCGCACCUCUUUUGCUGGUGCUUCACACGAGGUCCCAGGGUAGGCUUCUGUGAUAUUAAGUGUUGAGGACACGGGGAUAGAAUUCCCAGCUGAAAAUGCCUUGGUAUUUUAUUGUUUGGCCUAUUGAUUCUUGACCUGACCUCAAGCCUGCAAAAGCCAUCCUUUAGGGUGGGCUAUUCUGGUUAAGUAGAUACGUAGUGUACUUCAAAGUCACGUGCCCAGUUUGGACCAGACUUGCUUUGCUCAAAUACUGUAUCUGUGGAAAUUACUACACCUCUGAUAGGUUCACGAAAUUUACAAGUAGUCAGCAAGCAUGGUUUUGCAAGACUGCAUAAGAACUGGUGAACAGGAGUUCCCAUCGUGGCGCAGUGGUUAACGAAUCCGACUAGGAACCAUGAGGUUGCGGGUUCGGUCCAUGCCCUUGCUCAGUGGGUUAACGAUCCAGCGUUUCCGUGAGCUGUGGUGUAGGUUGCAGAUGCGGCUCGGAUCCCACGUUGCUGUGGCUCUGGAGUAGGCCGGUGGCUACAGCUCUGAUUAGACCCCUAGCCUGGGAACCUCCAUAUGCUGCGGAAGCAGCCCAAAGAAAUAGCAAAAAAGACAAAAAAAAAAAAAAAAAAAAAAAAAAGAACUGGUGAACAGAAUAAGCAUUUUCAUUCUCCUGCCGAGGUAAAACAAUAAAUAUAUAUAUAUGUAGGAGAUAUAGCCAUCUAAUUAAAAUUCAGAUUUUAUUCGGUUUAGCCAUGUGAAAAAACUGUUUUCAAACAAAACAAAUAGGAGCAGUUUCAUAAGACUCAAUAAUAUAUAUAUUAUUAUUAAUGCAUUAUUAAUGCCUAAUUAAAAGGCAUUUUGGGGGAGUUCCUGUCAUGGCACAGUGGUUAACGAAUCCGACUAGGAACCAUGAGGUUGCGGGUUCAAUCCCUGGCCUUGCUCAGUGGGUUAAGGAUCCGGCGUUGCCGUGAGCUGUGGUGUAAGUUGCAGAUGCAGCUCGGAUCCCAAGUUGCUGUGAUUCUGGCUGGCAGCUACAGUUCCAAUUUGACCCUAGCCUGGGAACCUCCACAUGCCGCAGGAGCGGCCCAAGAAAUGGCAAAAAGACCAAAAAAAAAAAUAGCAUUUUGGUAAUAGGAUAAUAGUAGUAAAUUAAUAUGCGGAUGGGCAGAAUUUAAUACAUGAUGAAAAAAUAUAAAUGGAUAAGAGGACCUGAAAGCCUUGGGAGAACACAAUUUUAAUUUCCCAUGAAUAUAAGGAGUACUCCAAUCUGAAACUGAUGGCUAAAGACAGUAUCUCCUUUUUAAGAGGAAUUUUGAAUUCAUAAGCUGGUAUGGAAAUGGACAUGUGUAUAAACUUGCGAUGUUUCCUGUUGAAAUCCUGAGUACCUGGUGAAGAGCAGAAAUGCUCACGUUCUCCUUCUGCUUCUCUCUGUGUGGGUCUGGGAGGGUAAACACAGGUCGAGACUGAGCAGCCUGAGCUUAGCAAGGACCUACACGGUUUUCCUGAGGCCCAGCCCUGGUUCUGCCACUGACCGUCCCGCACUCAGCUGGCUCCCUUGCGCGUGCAAGGGCAGGUGCAGCGGGCUGAGGGCCACUUCGUGCAGCUCACGUGGGUGAUGCCCAAGCACCCUGCAACUCCUGAUUAGUUAACCUCGAGACACAGCAUAAUUUAUACCACCGGCUUCUGGAACAAUUGGAACUUUCUUCAUCUCUUCUGUGACAUUUUCAAGAUGCCAAAGACUCAUAUUGUAGACCUCACCCCAAAGGGUUAAAUUCCAAGACCUAAGUUCACAAUAGAAUAGCUAAAGAUGACACUGCAGCAGCUGCUGGUGAACUUGGUACGGCUUCAGCCAAACUCAGGAAGCAUCCAGAGUCCCUUCAUCAUCGAGACAGUGAUCACAGAACAAGGUUUCCAAAAUGAAAAGCACUUCCUUCUCACAACAUAAGAGUUACGAGUUUUGUUUUAAAGAAAUAGAUACGUGAACUAUUGUCCCUUUUUUAUGAUCUGAACAGUUAUUUGUAUUCUGUAUCUGUGGGAUUUAAAUUCUGAUUUCCAUUUUGGUCUGAUUUCAGUUCCUGCUGAAAAGAAAGCAAUACUCUAGGCAUGGAGGGGGAGUUAACAACCUCGAGAAGGUAUACGCAGGAUGAAUGUAGGGUGGGGAGCUGGGGUAGAUAUACAUGCGCAUGAACAGAUCUGAAUGCUGAAUGGUCUCCAGAUGUGAUGUUUUCAGAGAAGCAAGAAAGAGUCACAGGACCAGUUCCCAGGGCCAGUCUAGAAUGCAUGCCAAUGGAACAGAGAGGAAGGAACCCUUUGUAAGGGCCCUUGGACAAUGGUCUGCACCGCAACUACCUCUUUUCUUUUAAAAGUGGUUGGAGACAUGGGUCUUAAUCUUACAUAAGAAUUCUGGGCUUUGGGAAGUUCCCAUCAUGGCUCAGUGGUUACAAAUCUAGUAUCCAUGAGGAUGCAGGUUCAAUCCCUGGUCUUGCUCAGUGGGUUAAGGAUCCUGGGAACCUCCAUAUGCUGUGGGUGUGGCCCCCCCCCCAAAAAAAGAUAGAGAGACAAAAGAAUUCUGGGCUGGGAAUUCCCACUGUGGCUCAGUGGGUUAAGAACCCAACUAGUUAUUCAUGAGGAUGUGGGUUUGAUCCCCGGCCUUGCUCAGUUGGUUAAGAAUCCAGCAUUGCUGUGAGCUGUGGUGUAGGCCGGCAGCUAUGGCUCCAAUUUGACCCCUAGCCAGGGAAUUUCCAUAUGCUCUGGGUGUGACCCUAAAAAGACCCCCCUCCCCACACACACACACGAAUUCUGGGCUGGAGACAAAGCUUUGAUGGCUGCACAGUAGAGGACCAGGCGUGAAAUCUUCCAGAAACAUACAUCACAGUUUAGGGAGGGAAAAGAGGAGCCUGGAAAGCAUUUGGAGAAGAGGUCAGAGGUAGGAAAAGGACCAAGGGAGGCGGGAAGGGAACGGAGGGUCAGUAGGGCCAAAUGCCACCCUGAGACCAGCGGUCGCCCCCAGGGCACACACAGCACUCCUGAACUCAUUAUCUCCCCGUCCUGCUCCCUCCUCAAGCCUCUGUCUCUGACUCGGGCCUUUGCCACAAGCUGCAGACUCUAUAUCCAAGCAGCUGCGAACAUCUAAGCAUAGAAGGCCCCCAGGCACUUCAAAGUCCACCUCACCCUCGGCCCUGGAAAUCAUCCCACCCCCUCCCCACCCGAGCCAACCUGCACUCAAGACUAAAACACAUUUUUAAAUUGCUUUGGCCAGAAUUCCCAUUAUGGCUUAGUGGUUAAAGAAUCUGACUAGUACCCAUGAGGACUCAGGUUCAAUCCCUCGUCUCCCUCAGUGGGUUAAGGAUCCAGCGUUGCUGUGAGCUGUGGUGUAGGCCGGUGGCUACAGCUCCGAUUGGACCCCUAGCCUGGGAACCUCCAUGUGCCAUGGGGGCGGCCCUAAAAAGCAAUAAAUAAAUAAAUAGCUUUGGUCUGUUGGAGUAAUACUUGCUUGAAUGAAACUCCACGUGGACACUACAGUCUGGCUCCGGGAUUCCAAGCAAGUAUGUGAGCAUGUAAGCUGUGAUGAACGCCUUGAAGGAGACACACUGCAGUGAAAGGAGCGUGCUGGGUGGGGAAUCUGGAUGUACUUGGGGUCGUCAGGGAAGGCAUUUAUGCUGCGGUAACGUAAUAUUCCGUGCGCACAUAUUUUCUGGAUGCUCGGCCUUGUGUGAACCACCUUAUAAAAUCUGAGGAAUUUCCUGUGAGGAAA